Merops nubicus (carmine bee-eater) is the source of this 1069-nucleotide messenger RNA. RefSeq names its product transcription elongation regulator 1. The record is from RefSeq and is a predicted model, not a curated record. Lineage: Eukaryota; Metazoa; Chordata; Aves; Coraciiformes; Meropidae. The annotation marks the transcript as partial. Gene Ontology annotation, cellular component: nucleus. Gene Ontology annotation, molecular function: RNA polymerase binding; transcription coregulator activity. The transcript has 6 exons.
AUCAAAAUGGACUUCUUUGAACUGCUGGCUAACCACCACCUGGACAGUCAGUCUCGCUGGAGCAAAGUGAAGGACAAAGUGGAGACUGACCCCCGCUACAAAGCGGUGGAUAGCUCCUCUCAGAGGGAAGACCUGUUCAAACAGUACAUAGAGAAAAUAGCCAAGAAUUUAGAUUCUGAAAAAGAAAAGGAGCUGGAAAGACAAGCUCGCAUCGAGGCCAGCCUGCGGGAGCGGGAGCGGGAGGUGCAGAAGGCUCGCUCGGAGCAGACCAAGGAGAUCGACAGGGAGCGCGAGCAGCACAAGCGGGAGGAGGCCAUACAGAACUUCAAGGCACUGCUCUCUGACAUGGUGCGUUCUUCCGACGUGUCCUGGUCUGAUACCAGGAGGACUCUACGCAAAGAUCACCGGUGGGAGUCUGGCUCCUUGCUAGAGAGAGAAGAGAAAGAGAAGCUCUUUAAUGAGCACAUUGAAGCACUUACCAAAAAGAAGAGGGAACACUUUAGGCAACUUUUGGAUGAAACUUCAGCGAUAACUUUAACAUCAACGUGGAAAGAAGUGAAAAAAAUCAUUAAAGAAGACCCGAGGUGCAUUAAAUUUUCCUCGAGUGACAGGAAGAAACAAAGGGAGUUUGAGGAGUACAUUAGAGACAAAUACAUUACUGCCAAAGCCGACUUCCGGACCCUGCUGAAAGAGACCAAAUUCAUAACCUACAGAUCCAAAAAGCUGAUCCAGGAGUCAGAUCAGCACCUGAAAGACGUGGAGAAGAUCCUGCAGAACGACAAGCGGUACCUGGUGCUGGACUGCGUGCCGGAGGAGCGGCGCAAGCUCAUCGUGUCCUACGUGGACGACCUGGACCGCCGGGGCCCGCCCCCACCCCCCACGGCCUCCGAGCCCACCAGGAGGACGACGAAGUAGUUAGAAAAUACUCUUCACCCGAGAGUAUCUGUUCAAUCAAACGCUUGCAUGAGCCAUCUGUCAGGUUUAUACAUACACAUUACCGUGAAUAUAUUGCAAAACCAUCUGAGGAGCAGAGGAAGAAGCAGCAUUUGUGAACAUAAAAUGGUCUCGG